GGGGCGGGGCGGGGCGACGAGCAGUGCCCGGAGGUGAAGUGCCGAGCGCCGAGCCUGUGUCCCGUUCCCCUGGGCACCCUGAAUGUAAGCAUUAUGGAGAAGACAAGAUUCUGCCAUCAACACUAUAAUACUGUCAUAGAAUUCCUCUAAAGACUAGGAAGUAUUGCUGGUAUCGUGCAUUCUGGAAAUACGUUUUACUACAGGUACCACCAAGGCUUUGCAAAUAGGAUGAACAUGCUGCUGUUGACUGCUUACUGACAGUAACCAGCUGGGCAUUUCACUCAUGAUGUUUUCAUUCUCACCUUGUCCAAUUGGAAUUUGCUUAUACUGAUUUUUAAAAAGAGGAAUAAAUCAAAGUGGACUUGACAUGGAAAAUAAAAAGAAAGACAAAGACAAACCAGAUGAAAGAAUGGCACGGCCUAGUGGGAGAUCAGGCCAUAAUCCGCGUGGAGCUGGUUCUUCAAAUUCUGGAGUGUUAAUGGUUGGCCCUAACUUCAGAGUUGGUAAAAAAAUUGGAUGCGGUAAUUUUGGAGAACUACGGUUAGGAAAAAAUUUAUACACAAAUGACUAUGUGGCAAUUAAGCUGGAGCCAAUGAAGUCGAGAGCACCACAGCUACAUUUGGAAUACAGAUUCUACAAGCAGCUAGGAUCUGGAGAUGGAAUACCUCAGGUUUAUUAUUUUGGCCCAUGUGGUAAAUAUAAUGCUAUGGUGCUAGAACUACUUGGUCCUAGUCUGGAAGAUUUAUUUGACUUGUGUGGUAGGACAUUUUCUCUUAAAACCGUUCUUAUGAUAGCCAUACAGUUGAUUUCUCGUAUGGAAUAUGUCCAUUCAAAGAACUUGAUAUACAGAGACGUAAAACCUGAGAACUUCUUAAUAGGACGACCUGGAAACAAAACCCAGCAAAUUAUUCACAUUAUAGACUUUGGUUUGGCAAAGGAGUACAUAGAUCCAGAAACAAAGAAGCACAUACCAUAUCGAGAACACAAGAGCCUUACAGGAACAGCUAGAUACAUGAGUAUAAAUACACAUUUAGGAAAAGAGCAAAGUAGAAGAGAUGAUUUGGAAGCAUUGGGUCAUAUGUUUAUGUAUUUUCUCAGAGGAAGUCUUCCAUGGCAAGGUUUAAAGGCGGAUACAUUAAAGGAACGUUACCAGAAAAUUGGAGACACUAAACGAGCAACUCCGAUAGAAGUAUUGUGUGAAAACUUCCCAGAGGAAAUGGCCACUUACCUGCGUUAUGUAAGAAGGUUAGACUUUUUUGAAAAGCCAGACUAUGACUACUUAAGAAAGCUCUUCACAGACUUACUUGAUCGCAAAGGCUAUAUGUUUGAUUAUGAAUAUGACUGGAUUGGCAAACAGUUGCCUACUCCAGUGGGUUCAAUACAUUCAGACCCUGCAAUCUCUUCAAACAGAGAAGCAUAUCAGCACAGAGACAGAAUGCAACAAUCCAAAAAUCAGUCGGCAGACCAUAGGGCAGCUUGGGACUCACAGCAAACCAAUCCACAUCAUUUGAGGGCUCACCUGGCAUCUGACAGACAUGGUGGCUCUGUACAGGUUAGAAAAAUACACACUGAAUUCAUUAAAUUACAGUUAGUAGCACUUUCAAAGUGUCAUCAUAUGACUCUGUUGGCAAUUGUGGCACUUCAGAAACCUUUCAUUCUUUGUCAGGUAGUAAGCUCAACAAAUGGAGAACUGAACACAGAUGACCCAACUGCAGGCCGUUCAAAUGCACCCAUCACAGCUCCUGCAGAAGUAGAAGUAAUGGAUGAAACAAACUGCCAGAAAGUGUUGAACAUGUGGUGCUGCUGCUUAUUCAAGCGGAGGAAAAGGAAAACCAUUCAGCGCAACAAAUGACUAGAACCAAACAGAACACGGGAAAAUGCUUAUUUGUUCACCUGUUGUCUUGUGAUCUUAAAAAAACCCCAACAACAAAACCCAAAGCAAAACCCUCCAAAAUAAACACAUUUUCCGAGGACUCCCUGAGAAACAAUAUCAUGCCUCUGUUCUUUGAUUUGGUUCUUCUGCAUCCAUCAUCCAUUUUUUAAUUCAUCUGUUCUGAAAGCUUUAAGAUAUUAUCAAAUAGGAGUGCUUCUUUGACCAUCAACAUAUGGACCAAUGAAAUGAUAGAACAUGAACAGUAUCUUGAGCAAAACUGAACUUGAGAAGUAUUUCUUCUUUCCUAGGAAGUAGUAGCAGUGUCUUAGAUGAAGACGGAUGUCGUAAAUCAGUUAUUUGAGUUUGUAGCAGUGUAUCUAAAGCAGUUUUCUUCAAAAAUUAAGAAGAAAAACACAGGUACACAGCCAUAAUGCAAAAUAAUAAAAUCUUAAGAUUUAUUUUA
Vidua macroura (Pin-tailed whydah) is the source of this 2336-nucleotide messenger RNA. It is a transcript of the gene CSNK1G3, whose product is annotated as casein kinase 1 gamma 3. Bases 368 to 1852 code for a protein of 494 amino acids. The transcript is spliced from 16 exons. NCBI's taxonomy places the organism in Eukaryota, Metazoa, Chordata, Aves, Passeriformes, Viduidae. Gene Ontology annotation, biological process: endocytosis; signal transduction; peptidyl-serine phosphorylation. The record is from RefSeq and is a predicted model, not a curated record. Gene Ontology annotation, molecular function: protein serine/threonine kinase activity; ATP binding. Gene Ontology annotation, cellular component: cytoplasm; nucleus; plasma membrane.